Prunus persica (peach) is the source of this 846-nucleotide messenger RNA. Its product is annotated as F-box protein CPR30. Lineage: Eukaryota; Viridiplantae; Streptophyta; Magnoliopsida; Rosales; Rosaceae. The record is from RefSeq and is a predicted model, not a curated record. Bases 1 to 846 code for a protein of 281 amino acids. The transcript has a single exon.
AUGGUCCAAACUCGUAACGGGCUUAUAUGCCUUACUUGUUCUAAGGAUGAUGACAUAGCUGCGACUGACAUCUUUCUUUGGAACCCUUCAAUUAGAAGGUAUGUGGUGUUGCCUAGGCCUAAUUUUAUUGUAUAUCUAAAAAAUUAUUAUAACAUUGUUCGUCACUACUUUGGCUAUGAUUCUCACACCAACGACUAUAAGGUUUUGAGAUGUGUGAGUAAUCAUUCUACCCUAGUUGCGGUUGAGAUUUACUCCUUAGCCAGGGGCUCCUGGAAAACCCUUACCGCGUCAGCUCCUGCAUAUUUUGGGUUGGGCGCUGCUACAUGGCCUUUCUUUUACUGGACUGUUGUCAAUGAUGCGCUGCAUUGGGUUCGAGUCCGUGAAAGAAGAGGGAAGGACCUUGUCAUUGUGUCCUUUGAUAUAAGCACUGAAUUAUUUGGCGAGAUAAUGAUGCCUCAAGGUGUGAGAAAAAUAGACUAUCCAUACGUGGACUGCAACAUAUGGAUUUCAAAACAUAAGGGGUCCGUUGCCCUGCUCGAGUGUAGCAAUAUGUUCAUCGAAAGUUCUGAGACUCAAUUUCACUUGUGGGUCAUGGAAGAGUAUGGUGUGGUGGAAUCCUGGACCAAAUUGUAUACUUAUUCUAUGGCAGAGUAUUUUUUAUUCUCUCUUGGUUUUAACAUCAGUCACGAACAUGUGUUUAUGCCUGAUAUCCGUAAAACUCUACCUCCACCUCCACUGAAGAGCCUUGGCAAUGGGGAGAGCCAGAAAACUCAUCGAGGGGACAUAAUGGAUUUUUUUGUAGAGAGCCUUGUCUUACUUGGCCACCCCAAUGCCAUUUCCUACUAG